GACUGUAUGAUUAUUGACUCCACUUGUAUGACAUGUCUCUCUCUUAUCGUUAGAUUUCCUUUGCUUGUUUCCGUUACACUAUUUUCAUCUCUUAUUUUUAUAAAAUUAUAAUUGACACGUUUUACUCAAGUGUUUAAUUAUUAUUACUUUAUUAUUACCACCAGAUUGGCCUUCAAUAACUUAUCCUGCCUGUUUCGAAAACCUUAGUUAACCCUUGAUAAGGGUAAUAUUUCCAAUCUCAACAGCACAAACAAGUGAUCACACUGUGUUUAACAAUAGUCAUCUCUUUGAUUUUCCUUGCUUCUCUUGGUUACAUCACUUCAUCGGCUGGCUGGGUGGUUGUGUUCAUAUUCGUUUUUUCGGUAUUUUUAACCCUUAUAAUUUGUCUAAUUUGUUUCACUGCGUGUAGCAAAUUAGUCAAUGAUUACUUCAGUGAAGAUAACAACUCGAAGAAGCUCUAAUUUAUACAAUAUACUUCCAUCCUACAUUGUUUACAUGUUUACUCCAACCAGUUACUCUAUACCUUUCCCUAUGUUAGUUCAUUCUGUUUCCCUCUAACCUUUAAUUUUCCUCCAACUAUAAGAUUUCCCAUUCUAGUCCAAUCUGUUUAAUAAUUUAGUAGUGAUAAUACUAAAGUAUUACUAAAAGUGCAGUGUUCCACUACAUAUAUUGAUUGAAGCUCAUAUGGCGAGUCCUCUAGGCUCAUUUUCUGGUUCUUCAAGCCAUUCUCUUCGAAGCUCCAGAAAAGACAGCAAUACCGGUGAACCUAAUUCAUCGUCAGAUGUUCACCAUUCUCACCAUUCCCAUAAUUAUGGACAUUUUCGAAGUCAUUCAUCGUCACGAGAGGGAAGAUCUUUUGUCGGUACUGGAGGUAUAGUUACAGGUAAUCCUGCCUGGCUUCAGCGUAAAAUCCAUUUGAGACCUGCUUUAAGAGGAUGCCAUUUAAUUACAGAUGAAGUGCUUAAACAAUUGCCAGAAUUGUCUAAAUUUUAUGUUGGAAUGUGUCAUAUUCACGUUCUCCACACGUCUGCUAGUCUUGCUCUCAAUGAAAAUUGGGAUCCUGAUGUGAGAGAGGACAUGGAAAUGUUUUUAUCUAGAUUAGUGCCUGAGAGCACUCCAUUCCGUCACUCCUGUGAAGGACCAGAUGAUAUGCCUGCUCAUAUCAAAGCCUGUUUUCUUGGAGCAUCUCUCACCAUUCCAGUUUCAGAUGGUAAAUUAACAUUAGGCCCUUGGCAAGGUAUUUGGCUUUGCGAACAUCGUAAUCGAGCUGGUUCAAGACAAAUUGUUGUUACUCUGAAUGGUUUCUUAAAGAAUGAACCAUCCUAAAGCAAUGAAUGCUACAGAAAUGUCUCGAGCUACUCAUGAAACAACAAAGACAAUUUCUUAAAAUGAAAGUCUUUAACUUCACUAAUUAACCGUCAGCAACGUCGGACAAUAAAAUGAAGGCCAUUUUCGGACAGAUAACUUUACAUCAUUCACUCAUCACCCAACUCCAUUCUCGCAACAAAAAGUGCUAAAACCAGAAACAAUGAUUUCAAAAACUAUUUACAAUUUAGUCAAUUUCAAUAUUCACAAUUAGGCUCACUUAUAAUUUUUCCUCAUCUCUCUUUUUUUCUCUGUUCAAGAUCAAGUAAAAAAUGUAUACUUGUAAAUCCUGUUGUUUAUUGGUGUUUGGUGAUCAAGAAACAAGUGAUCUAAUGCGUUGUACUCUUCAGUAAUGAUUCAAGAGCCAUUUUGGAAGUAAAUCUGCAUCCAUUUUCCUGUUUCUACGCUUAUUCAAGGUCUCACUGCUUCACACAAUCAAACUUGUCCAGAAGUAACUCAUUUCACCAUGAAAUUAUCAACGAAAACCUUUCACCUCUACGGAAGUCAUCGAACAUGGAUCUUUCUUUACCUUAAACUAAUGCAACUUACAUUAAUAAUCAUUCAAAAAUCAUCCUGUAAAAAUAGCUUAUAAGAACGAAUCAACACAAUAUUGAUUCUGAUGCAUAUAACUGUUAGCAAUUCAGCAGAAUGAUAUCUAGAAUCUAAGAAACCUUUUGAUUAUGGAAGUAUCAUUGAAACUAAAAUAAUUAGCUUAAUUACAGUUAGUGAUGAGUGGAAGUUAUUUUGUUAAUAAUUUGAAGUCAGACAUUAUUUGCCCAUUUGAUUUAAUCUGAGAAACUGCUUUGUUAUUUUCCCAUUACAACUCAGUGAAUUUUGAAUUAUUAUUGAUGGAUAACUAACAUUUCUUUUAAUUCAGCAAAAAAUAACCGUGUGUUAAUUUAAUUGUAAAAUAACAAGAUAAAACAAUUAUGUACUGCAAUCCUUGCCAUCCAAAUACAAACGUCCUUUGACGCAUCGACAAAUUUAUAAAAUGUAUUAUUUCAAGUUUAUCAAAUUGGUUGUCCAAACAAAACUCAAAGUCAAUAACGAUAACAAUGAUUAAGUCUUGAAUAAUCUUGUAAGAAUCAAAUUAAUUUACUCGUUUCCUUAGAAAAUUUACUUUUCAAAUUUGGAGCCAUUCUAAUAGAACCUAAAGUCUAGAUGAAAACAUCUGUUCAUCUGCAACUGUUGACUUCCUAAUUGUAACUGUUAUUUAAAUGAAAUUUAUUUUGUAUUUUGAAUUUAAUUGUAGGCUUAAUGAAUUUCCAUCAGCAAA
Messenger RNA from Tetranychus urticae (two-spotted spider mite), 2641 nucleotides. RefSeq lists its product as uncharacterized. The record is from RefSeq and is a predicted model, not a curated record. Lineage: Eukaryota; Metazoa; Arthropoda; Arachnida; Trombidiformes; Tetranychidae.